CAAAUGAAGUUCGCUGGGGACUCACGGAACAUGUUUCUCUUCAUGCAAAGUUCUUUUUUUUUUUUUUUUUUCAAUUUUUAAUGAUAUUUAAUUUAGUUUUAUUUUCACAAUUUAUGGCUCCCACAUGGGACAUGUCAUAAACUCUGUUGCAUCAGCACACGUUAUUAUCCCAACAAAGAGUAUGCAGAAAACAGGUUCCUUUUUCAUUAUAAUCCGUAGUUUCCAUUUCCCUAUAAUAAUUACUCAACAGCACCGUCCCGUUUGUUACGAGAAAGUAGUGAAAUUGCUUUUGGUUCCAUCUUUGUCCCCUCUCAUUCGCAGAUACUCUGCUUCUGAUAACAGAUGGUGAAGAGAAUAAGGUCUGAUAUGGGACCAUUUUCCAUGCAAAAGCAUAACCAUUUCUGUGUUAAGUUUGCAGUCUCAUUUUUCUUGGUGGGUCUCGUUAUUCGCCUUCUCUUGUGGGAUUCAUUCAGCUUGUUUUCAUCAAUCGUGGUGGAAACACCUCCUCCUCUGGCAGAGGCAAAAGCAGAUUCCCCUGUUUUAUCUUCCCCACUUCAGGUUUCUGAUUCUGAUGACUUUCCAGGGAAUAACCAGACCCAAAUUUCUAAGGAUGUUGCAGAAAAAUGUGAUCUUUUUGUGGGAGAUUGGGUGCCAGACCUAACUGGUCCAGAAUACACUAAUGAGAGCUGCCAUGUGAUUGAGCCUCAUCAAAAUUGUAUAAAAAAUGGACGCCCUGAUUCAGGGUACCUUUACUGGAGAUGGAGCCCACGAGACUGUAAAUUGCCCAAGUUCAAUCCCAAGAAGUUUCUUAAACUUAUGAGAAAUAAAUCAAUGUCCUUUAUUGGUGAUUCCAUCUCCCGCAACCAAGUGCAAUCCCUACUUUGCAUUCUCUCAAAGGUGGAACCAGCUGUUGAGGUCUACCAUGACAAGGAAUACAGAUCAAAGAUAUGGAAAUUCCGUUCUCACAACUUCACACUUUCAGUAAUCUGGACCCCUUUCCUUGUCAAAGCAGCUAUAUUUGAGGACAUGAAUGGAGUUACCUCUUCAGAGAUACAGCUUUAUCUUGACAAACUUGACAACAAGUGGACUAACCAAUACAAAAAUUUUGAUUAUGUCAUAAUUGGUGGUGGAAAAUGGUUUCUCAAGACUGCAAUAUACCAUGAAAACAGCACAGUCACAGGUUGCCACUACUGCCCUGGAAGGAACUUAACAGAGCUAGGAUUUGAUUAUGCAUACCGCAAAGUACUACAAGAAGUGUUCAACUUCUUCGCAAAGUCUAACCACAAAGCCACUGUUCUCUUCAGAACCACCACACCAGACCACUUUGAGAAUGGUGAGUGGUUUAGUGGAGGGUAUUGUAAUAGAACUGUACCUUUCAAAGAGGGUCAGAUACAUAUGAUAGAUGUAGAUUCCAUCAUGCGUGGUAUUGAACUUGAAGAGUUUGAGAAGGCUAUUUCCUUAGGAUCUGACAAAAGGGUGAAGUUGAAACUUUUGGACACAACUCUUCUUUCACUGUUGAGACCAGAUGGGCAUCCAGGACCUUACCGGCAGUUCCAUCCAUUUGCAAAGGAUAAGAAUGCUAAGGUUCAGAAUGAUUGUCUACAUUGGUGUUUGCCAGGACCAAUUGACUCGUGGAAUGACAUAAUAAUGGAAAUGCUAGUCAAUGCAUGAAAAUGUCAUAAAUGUAAUCAUCAAGGUUUGAAGCUGGUUUCAACUAUGAUUAUUGAAGUUCAUGGUAGUUUCUUCCAAUACCUUUUAUUAGUUUGCAAAGGGCAGUUUUAUACACAAAGCCAUUAGGUUGAGCUAUAUUUUCUGUACAUGGAACUGUAUAGGGUAAUCAAAGUUUGCAAAGCACAAAAGAGGGGAUACGUACUCAGUUUGUUGCAGUACAACGAUGUAAACCUUAGCACUCAAUUAUAAAAUAGUCUCUUUUUCACCACAUUUUUUAUAAGGAAGACUUGCCUAUUUUCCUUAUACUUAGAUGAAGAAAUAAAGUCUCAAAUUGAAUAAUUCUGAAGUGGUAUGACUGCACUUUUCUGUGCAAACAGCCAAGUUUCUUGCAACCUUGAUAGCAUCAAAGUACAUAGGUGGAAUUAAAAGAGUAGAUUCUGGCCAUUGAAACAUUUCGUGAGUUUGUGUAAAUAAAACAUGUAUGAAAUGGCAUCCUAGUGCUAUGUAAGGCAUUUAUAAACCAUACUUGUUGGCUGUUGCCUUAUAGCAAACCGUAUUUUCAACUUGUAAUUAUCACUAUCCAUUUUGUAAAUAAUGUAUAUAAGAGAACCCGUAG
This is a messenger RNA of Abrus precatorius (Indian licorice), 2287 nucleotides long. Its product is annotated as protein trichome birefringence-like 25. The coding region runs from base 343 to 1671 and encodes 442 amino acids. The transcript is spliced from 3 exons. NCBI's taxonomy places the organism in Eukaryota, Viridiplantae, Streptophyta, Magnoliopsida, Fabales, Fabaceae. Gene Ontology annotation, molecular function: O-acetyltransferase activity. The record is from RefSeq and is a predicted model, not a curated record. Gene Ontology annotation, cellular component: Golgi apparatus.